Molecule: messenger RNA, 2637 nt
Organism: Guillardia theta CCMP2712
Lineage: Eukaryota; Cryptophyceae; Pyrenomonadales; Geminigeraceae
Exons: 4
Biological process (GO): calcium ion transmembrane transport
Cellular component (GO): membrane; intracellular membrane-bounded organelle
Molecular function (GO): P-type calcium transporter activity; ATP hydrolysis activity; ATP binding
Source: RefSeq, a predicted model, not a curated record
AUGGUUGUUGUACAGGUUGAAGACCGUCAGAAGAAGUUCGGGAAGAAUGAGAUCCCGAUGGAGCCUCAGACCUCAAUCCUUGUCCUGAUGUGGGAGGCCCUGCAAGACCCUACCUUGAUCUUCCUGUGCUUCGCCGCCAUCGUCUCUCUUGUCAUCGGAGUCUUCGUGGAGAAAGAUCCCAUGGGCUGGCUUGAAGGCACGGCUAUCCUGACUGCAGUCGUCGUCGUCGUCCUCGUGGGCUCGAUCAACGACUAUCAAAAGGAGAGUCAGUUUCGGUCGUUGAACGCCAAGAAGGAUGACAUGACAGUAACGGUCAUACGAGACGGUCAGAAGAAGGAGAUGUCCUGCCACAACCUCGUUGUGGGCGACAUCCUCCUCCUUGGCACUGGCGACAUUGUCACGUGCGACGGGUACGCCAUCGGGCCCAACGACCUGCAGAUCAACGAGAAGAUGCUGACUGGGGAGACUGUGAACAAGAGGAAGGGUGAGUACGAGCUCGACGGGGAUCGGGUGGUCAAGUCUCCGAUCCUGUUCGCCGGCACCCAAGUGCAGGACGGCCAAGGGAAAGUCCUUGUGUUGGCUGUGGGAACCGCUACCUAUCAAGGUACAAUGCAACAGAAGAUGGACGAAGCUGAUGCUGAGCAAUCCAGGAGCAUCUUGCAGCAGAAGCUUGACGACAUGACUUCAUACAUCACCAACGCUGGAGCAGCAUUCGCCAUCGUCACCGUCCUGAUCCUCUGCUUCAGGAUGUACCUCGGGUUCCAUCAGGGCCUCUGCUGCAAGGAAGCGUGGGAUCACGCGGUGCACUGGUCGGAGCUGCUAUCCUUUCUGAUCUCCGGCGUCACUAUUUUCGUCGUUGCCGUCCCCGAGGGCCUCCCCCUCGCCGUCACCAUCGCACUUGCCUUCUCGGUUAAGAAGAUGCUCAAGGAUCAGAACCUCGUCAGGCACCUCACAGCAUGCGAGACGAUGGGAGGGGCUACGACCAUCUGCUCUGACAAGACUGGAACUCUGACGACGAGCAAGAUGACUGUCGUCAAGGUGUUCUGCGACGGCAAAGUCUUCACCAUGGAGACGUUGCGGCUCUCGCCGAUCCUCAAGAAGCUGCUCUGCGACGCCGCUGUGGUCAACACCAUGUCGAAGACGAACCUAAGAGGAAGCAGCAAGAGUAAGGAGCCCGACUACCUCGGCAACGAUACUGAGUGCGGGCUGCUCGUCAUGGCGAACAAGAUCGGUGCCAACGGGAAGCCGAUCGACUAUGACUCGGAGGAUCAGGAGUACAAGAGAAUCCGUAGAGAGUUCCCGGAGGAGAUGGAGGGCAGGAAGCAGUUCACCUUCUCCUCGGAUAGGAAGAGAAUGAGCACGAGAGUGAAGAUCGGGCCCGGAAAGUACCGGAUCUUCUGCAAGGGAGCAGCUGAGAUGGUGGUGGAGCUGUGCACCCACAGGUACAACAUGGACGGAAGCGUCGAGCCGAUGACGCCCAAGAUCAAGAAAGAGAUUGAUGACGUCAUCAACCAGUUCGCUGACGAGGCUCUUCGCACCAUCUGCCUUGCCGUGAGGGACGUGAGCGUGGAGAUUGACGACGUGGAGGAGGCUGAGAAGAACUUGACCAUGAUCGGGCUCGUGGGCAUCGAGGAUCCUGUGCGCGAAGAAGUUCCUCUUGCCAUCCAGCAGUGCCGACAGGCCGGCAUCAUCGUGAGGAUGGUGACGGGAGACAACAUGAAGACAGCAGCUGCCAUUGCCAAGAAGUGCGGCAUCAUCGACAAGGAGGAGGAGGGGAACGUCAUCGACGGCAAGACCUUCCGUGAGCGGGUGGCUCCCGGAGACGUGCUGGACCAGCAGGAGUUUGACAAGGUCUGGCCGAAGCUGAGAGUCAUGGGCAGGUCGACUCCUCUUGACAAGCAUCUCCUCGUCUCCGGCAUCCAAGCCAGCAAGAUUGGCGUCUCGCAGACAGUGGCUGUGACCGGGGACGGCACCAACGAUGCUCCUGCUCUGAAGAAGGCGGAUGUUGGCUUCGCGAUGGGCAUACAAGGGACGGACGUGGCGAAGAACGCUUCUGACAUCAUCAUCAUGGAUGAUAACUUUGCGUCCAUCGUCAAGGCCGUCAUGUGGGGCCGUUGUGUCUACGACAACAUAUGCCGCUUCCUUCAGUUCCAGCUCACCGUCAACAUCACCGCCAUCGUCGUUGCCUGCGUCGGAUCUGCGGUCUUGACAUCGAGCCCGUUGACGGCCAUCCAGAUGUUGUGGGUCAACCUCAUCAUGGACUCCUUUGCCUCCCUCGCUCUCGCGACGGAGGACCCGAGCGUGCAGCUGCUGCAGAGGAAGCCGUAUCCCCGCAACCGAGGAGUUCUCUCUAAGAUCAUGAUGAAGAACAUGAUCCUCCACGCGCUCUGGCAGCUCGUUGUGCUCGCCGUCCUCAUCUUCGCCGUCGGUGACGACUACUGCCACCACUCCAAGGGCGGCGCCGCCGAGACCACCCAGCACUACACCAUGAUCUUCAACGUGUUUGUGCUGAUGCAGCUCUUCAACGAAAUCAACAGCAGGAAGAUACACAACGAGUGGAAUGUUUUCUCAGGCAUCUUCAAUAACUUCCUCUUCCUUUUCAUCGUUAUCGGCACGAUGGCUGCACAGGUACUACUA